This is a messenger RNA of Capsicum annuum, 2443 nucleotides long. RefSeq names its product O-fucosyltransferase 36. Lineage: Eukaryota; Viridiplantae; Streptophyta; Magnoliopsida; Solanales; Solanaceae. The record is from RefSeq and is a predicted model, not a curated record. The coding region runs from base 347 to 1996 and encodes 549 amino acids. The transcript has 3 exons. Gene Ontology annotation, molecular function: peptide-O-fucosyltransferase activity. Gene Ontology annotation, biological process: protein O-linked glycosylation via fucose.
GAAUAGCGAGAGAAUAAUUUAGAGGACUUGACCAGACAAGCUCUAACUCAUUCGUACAACAAUUUACAAAAUUUAUGCAGGUACAUACAUAUAAGUGCCCACAAUUAGAUGAACCAAAUGACUGGUAACCAAACAGUCAAACACCUCCUACCUUCACGAAUCACAAAAAUGCCUCUUAUUCACUUUACACUUGUACCCUUUACCACACACACAUUACUCUUCUUCUCAGAUCACUUUCCGGCGGUCUCAGUUCCAUCGUAAAACUACAACUGUACGACAGAAUUAUCUGCAAAAAAUCAUCAGAAAUCACCAAAUGCACAUUCCGAUUUGAUUUCCGUUACAAAUAAUGGAGAGAAAAGACGAUGAAGAAGAUGAUGAUCAAGAGAACCUGGUCGCGCAAAGCGAACCGAUGCGUGCGGCAUUUCAAAUGGAGGACGUCAAUGAUGAAAGAGUGAACACUCGCGGCUUCAAUUUCAGCUUCAAUAAGUGGUGUAUCUUAGCAAUUGUGGUUCCAGUAGUCAUAAUCACCUUCUACUUAACCACCGAUGUAGAUAGCCUCUUCAGAAUUGAAGUUAUGAAAGGUAAUUACGAUGUUUCGGUUAACAGCAUGCGGGAAUCGGAGUUUCAGGCUCUGUAUCUGCUUAGACAGCAAGAAUUGGGGCUAUCCAAGCUCUGGAGCAGCACAUUGCUUGAUAAUUCUUCAGAUUCUACGCCCGCAUUCUCUUCUGUGCUGUUUGAAGAAUUGAAAUUGGAUUUGCUAAGUCAGAUUUCACUGAAUAAGCAAAUUCAGCAAGCACUGUUGUCGUCUCAUCAGUUAGGUAACUUGUUGAAUGCAUCGGAUAAUGCUACCGAUACUAGUGUAGACGGUUAUGGUGGUUUGCGUAGGUGUAGGAAGGUGGAAUAUAGAUUGUCUGGGAGGAGGACGAUAGAAUGGAAACCGAAGUCUGAUAAGUAUCUGUUUGCAAUUUGUGCAUCAGGGCAGAUGUCGAACCAUUUAAUCUGUUUGGAAAAGCAUAUGUUUUUUGCGGCUUUGCUUAACCGCAUUUUGAUCAUUCCUAGCUCAAAGGUAGAUUAUGAAUUUCGUCGAGUGUUAGAUAUUGGUCAUAUCAACAAAUGCUUGGAGAGAACAGUGGUUGUAACUUUUGAGGAAUUUGCAAAAAGUCGAAAGGGUCAUAUGCACAUAGAUAAGUUUAUUUGCUAUUUCUCUAAGCCGCAACCUUGUUUUCUGGAUGAUGAGCAUGUUAAGAAGUUGAAGUCAUUAGGGGUUUCUAUGAAUAAGCUUGAAGCUGCUUGGGAUGAGGAUGUUAAGAACCCGAAGCCAAGGACUGUCCAAGACAUUAUGACAAAGUUUUCUUUGGAUGAUGAUGUUAUUGCAAUUGGUGAUGUAUUUUUUGCCAAUGUGGAAAAGAAAUGGGUAAUGCAACCUGGUGGCCCUAUUUCGCACAAAUGCAAGACGCUCGUUGAGCCAAGUCGUCUUAUUUUGCUCACUGCCCAGCGUUUCAUCCAAACGUUCUCGGGAGGGAAUUUUAUUGCUCUUCAUUUCCGCAGACAUGGUUUCUUAAAGUUCUGCAAUGCCAAAAAUUCUAGUUGUUUCUACCCUGUUCCUCAAGCUGCGGAUUGUAUUAAUCGUGCGGUUGAGAGGUCCACUGCCCCAGUAGUUUAUCUUUCCACAGAUGCAGCAGAAAGUGAAACUGGUCUACUUCAGUUACUUCUUGUUGUCAAUGGGAAAAAGGUGCCACUUGUUAGAAGGCCCACUCGGAAUUCAAAUGAGAAAUGGGAUGCUUUACUAUACAGACGCGGCCUCGAAGGAGAUCGUCAGGUGGAAGCUAUGCUGGACAAGACCAUUUGUGCUAUGUCUGACGUGUUUAUCGGAUCAAUGGGCUCUACUUUCACGGAGGAUAUCUUACGGCUUAGGAAGGACUGGGGAUCAGCAUCAAAUUGUGAUGAGUAUUUAUGCCAGGGUGAAGUUCCCAACUUCAUUGCAGAUGAUGAAUGAACCCGAUUAAUUGUUCUGACUUUCUUAUCGGGUAACACAUUCGCUACUGAAGCUGGAAGAUUUAGGAGGCCUUUCUAACAAGUUAUCAUCCCUGAGUUGAUUGCCCUACUUACUGGAAAAAUGGAAGCAUUGGCUAAUUUAAGAGUGAUUUCUGUCAAUAUCAAGUAUGUUGCGAAGUAGACUUCGGUUGCGUUUUUAUUGCUGCAGAAGGCAUAUUGGUCUGAUUCUUUUGAUAUCUGAUCUAUGCAUUUACAUUAGCAUAGGGCAAAUAACCAUUCAAGUUAACCAUGGCGUUUUAGUUGUUGAGAUAGAAUGAUUUAGUUUGAUAUUAUGCAUUUGUAGCUUACCAGUGUACAGAAUCCUUGCACUUAACAUUACCUCACAUGUUCAGUCUAUUUACUAAAAUUUACAUAUAUACACAAACUAAAGUUACCUUAUUACAUUAAA